Histoplasma capsulatum G186AR is the source of this 819-nucleotide messenger RNA. RefSeq lists its product as uncharacterized. The record is from RefSeq and is a predicted model, not a curated record. NCBI's taxonomy places the organism in Eukaryota, Fungi, Ascomycota, Eurotiomycetes, Onygenales, Ajellomycetaceae. The transcript is spliced from 3 exons. Bases 1 to 819 code for a protein of 272 amino acids.
AUGUCGACCUCAAAAUCCCCCAAAACAAUGUCCUCGCGGCUGCUGACCAUGAAGUUCAUGCAACGCGCCGCCGUCGCCGCCGCCGCCGCCUCCCCAACUCCCAACACAACCACAGCAUCGACCCCUUCACAACCCUUCAAUCCCACAAACACCUCCACACCGCUGCCCAAGCGCCAAAAGUUUUCCGCACCGUCCACAUCCGCACCUUCCACGCCCGCGACGAGUACUAGUACUAGUACUAGCAAUGCAGAUCUCCAAGCCAUAUCCGCCGCGAUCAGAGCGGAGGAAGAGAAACGGGCCGCCGCCAUUGCGAGACAGGCCGCCGAGGCUGGCGAGCAGGAAUGGGUCAUCGAGUAUCCGCCGGGGACGUUCCCGGAAGCCCCUCCCCAGCCAGCGAUGGAUGCGGCGCCAACUCGCUCGCACGACGCGGACACAGACGCAGACGUCAACAGAGGCGAUGAAGACAACGAGAGCAAUGACGACGAUGACGACGAUGACGAUAACUUCAACCGCCAUUAUCACCACAACCACCAGCACGGCACCAGAACCUCCGACCCCUCCGCCCUCCUAAACGCCGCAAAGCACAACGCCAACGUCAACACCAACAGGCACAAAAACAAAAACGCGCCCAACAGCAACCACAGCAACAAAAAGCGCAAAUCCGGUGGCGGCGGCGACGGGGUCGUCGAUCUCAGCCGGCUGACGAGUAUAUCCGGCGGCGUCGACAGGGGGGAGCAGCAGCGGCGGCAGCAGCAGCCGCACAAGCGGGCGCAGAACCAGCAGGGAGGAGGCGGAAGGGGAAGGGGGAAGGGGAGGUGA